CCCCCAACUCAGCGGGGACUCCGUCCCUAGGCCCAGGAUCUUCCUAAUGCACCAUCCCAGCCAUGCACGACCCUGGGUUUUGCAAGAAAAGACCCCUGAGCAGCAGCGCAGCCUCCUGGAGAAUGCAAGCUCCCACCUGGCCUAGCGCUCCCAAGAUACAACGAACAAAUAAAAGACCGGAAUUACAGCUGUGCUCGGACCUCCCCCUCCACCACCACCACACACACUCCUGUCGAUCCAGGAGGUGGCGUCGGGUCUUGGCAGGGGUGGUGGGUGGGUCGCUGGGAUUUUAAAAAAUAGAUCUGAACACUGACGCGCCCAGGAACUCUAAGAAGCCCAAUUAUCAAAGGGGGAAAGGGAGACCAAGCACAUAUUCCCAAAACGGAGUUGCCAGAAAGGAGCUGAUCCAUCCCCUCCUUCUCCCAAAGUGCUCAGCUCCUUCAGCCUGGAGGAAAAGGUAUCUCUGUAUCCCCCAAGCUUCCGCUCUGUCCUCCCACCCCCACUCCCCCAGCCACAGGCCCAACUCCCGCUGAACCACUAUAGACCCAAGCCUCCCACUUUACCUGCAGUUCACCCGAGGCCAUAACCCUGGGAACUCUUCAAGCCAUCUCAGGUCUCAGCUCUGCAGUUCUCCCUCAUACACAGUUAUCUUUCCUAAGUGGGGGAAAGUAGAGCUAAGGAUUUGGAAGAAGAUCCUGAGAACUUAAAGGGACUCUGAGGGAAGCUGAGGAGGGGGGCCCCUGACUAGGGUGAACCAGAUCCAGUGGGGACUGGGGUACUGAAUCCACUGAGCACCAGCUCACUUCCUCCCAUGAUAUAAUCACUACAGCCAGUCUUAGAGGGGAAGACUCUAGAGAGUUCUCCCUCCCUCCUUCCCUCCCUUGGUCCCACCCGCCUUGCCUGGUCUUGCUUGCCUCCCUGUUUCCAUGACAACUCCAAGGGAGCCCAAACUGGGGGCUUGAAUGCCGGGGUGAGAGGAGGAGAGACAGAGUGAGGGGACCUCGGAAACUCUCCCCCUCCCUCUCCUCGGUCCCUUUAAGCUCCCCCCCCCUCCGCUCUCCCUCCGCCCCCCGCCGCUGUCUUCAUCUCUCCAUCUCUGUGCUGCUGCCGGCUGCGCAAUCUGCACACCGAGACUCCGACGCCAGCCAGGGACCCCGACUCCCGCUGCAGUGACCCUGUCCCAGCCAGACCACAGGCAUGUCAUCGGAAAAGUCAGGCCUCUCAGACUCAGUCCCCCACACCUCUCCACCACCCUAUAAUGCCCCGCAGCCCCCGGCCGAACCCCCCGCCCCUCCCCCACAGGCAGCCCCUUCCUCUCACCAUCACCACCACCACCACUACCACCAGUCCGGGACCGCCACCCUCCCGCGCUUAGGGGCAGGCGGCCUGGCUUCUUCCGCGGCCACUGCUCAGCGCGGUCCCUCAUCUUCCGCCACUCUGCCGCGGCCACCACACCACGCCCCGCCCGGCCCGGCCGCCGGGGCGCCCCCACCCGGCUGCGCUACCUUGCCCCGCAUGCCACCCGACCCUUACCUGCAGGAGACUCGCUUCGAGGGCCCGCUGCCCCCGCCGCCGCCAGCCGCCGCCGCGCCGCCCCCGCCGGCGCCCUCUCAUACUGCCCAGGCUCCGGGCUUCGUGGUGCCCACGCACACGGGGGCGGUAGGCACGCUGCCACUGGGGGGCUACGUAGCCCCUGGCUACCCCUUACAGCUGCAGCCUUGCACUGCCUACGUGCCGGUCUACCCGGUAGGCACGCCCUAUACAGGCGGGACCCCGGGGGGAACAGGAGUAACCUCCACGCUCCCCCCGCCGCCCCAGGGCCCAGGGUUGGCCCUGCUGGAGCCGAGGCGCCCGCCGCACGACUACAUGCCCAUCGCAGUGCUGACCACCAUCUGCUGCUUCUGGCCGACGGGCAUCAUCGCCAUCUUCAAGGCCGUGCAGGUGCGCACGGCCUUGGCCCGCGGAGACAUGGUGUCUGCCGAGAUCGCUUCACGCGAGGCCCGGAACUUCUCCUUCAUCUCCCUGGCGGUGGGUAUCGCAGCCAUGGUGCUCUGUACUAUCCUCACCGUAGUCAUCAUCAUUGCCGCGCAGCACCACGAGAACUACUGGGAUCCGUAACGACUCGCCCGGCCCGGCCCCACCCCGCGCCCC
Molecule: messenger RNA, 2151 nt
Organism: Mirounga angustirostris (Northern elephant seal)
Lineage: Eukaryota; Metazoa; Chordata; Mammalia; Carnivora; Phocidae
Gene: PRRT1
Product: proline rich transmembrane protein 1
Exons: 5
Coding region: 1198-2118 (306 amino acids)
Cellular component (GO): membrane
Source: RefSeq, a predicted model, not a curated record